Messenger RNA from Ictidomys tridecemlineatus (thirteen-lined ground squirrel), 5813 nucleotides. RefSeq names its product anti-Mullerian hormone receptor type 2 (gene Amhr2). Gene Ontology annotation, molecular function: transforming growth factor beta receptor activity; ATP binding. Gene Ontology annotation, cellular component: plasma membrane; signaling receptor complex. Lineage: Eukaryota; Metazoa; Chordata; Mammalia; Rodentia; Sciuridae. Gene Ontology annotation, biological process: BMP signaling pathway; cellular response to growth factor stimulus; protein phosphorylation. The record is from RefSeq and is a predicted model, not a curated record.
AUAUUUUUAGUUCUCGGCGGACACAACAUCUUUGUUGGUAUGUGGUGCUGAGGAUUGAACCCAGGCCGCACGCAUUCCAGGCGAGCAUGCUACCGCUUGAGCCACAUCCCCAGCCCCUGGUUAUGUCUUAUAACUGAUCUCCAUAAGCCCCAGUCAUUCAUCUUCCACAUUGCCACAAGGCCCCUGCCUAAAAUCCUUUGCUUUUAGUAGAAGUCUAAGCUCCUUGUUAUAAAAUUGAAAACCUUUCCAAUCUGGUCCCAGUAUAUAUCUAUGUUGAUUUACUGCCUCAAAUCUCAUUGCUUUCUUGUCACUAAAUAUACAUGCUUGUGUAUGUUUGGCACCAGGGAUCUAACUUGGGGCACUUUACCACUGAACUAUAUCCUUGGCCCUGUAAGAUAGAGUCUUGGAAAGUUGCUGAGACGGGCCUCAAACUUGUGAUCUUCCUGUCUGAGCCUCCUGGGAUUACAGGGGUGCAGCACCAUGACCAGCAUGCUUUGUGUUUAUAUAUCUACCUUUUUAAAAAAAAAAUUUAAAAAAUUUUUAGUUGUAGGUGGACACAAUACCUUUAUUUCAUUUUUAUAUGGUGUAAGGAUCAAACCCAGUGCCUCACACUUGCUAGGCGAGCACUCUACCACUGAGUCACAACCCCAGCCCUUUACUCCUACUCUUUGCUUUAAACAACCACUCUCUUAAAAUCAUUAUGUUGACCUUUUUUUUUUUUUUUUUUUUUUGGUGCUGGGGAUUGAACCCAGGGCUUUGGGCUUGUGAGACAAGCACUCUAGCAACUGAGCUAUACCCCUUACCCCUUUGUUGACCUUUAAGAUGAUUUAAAUGUCCCUUUCUCUGAAACCCUCUUGGCAUCUUUCUUACUUUAUCUUCUAUGUCUUAGGCAUAAUUACUUGAUCUUUCUUCUUGUAAACAGUUUUGGGGCAUAUCUCUAGUGUGACACGUAAUUUUCUGGCUUCUUAUUGAUAUAGCUGCUUGACUUUCUAGACUAUGAAUUCCUGAAGGGCAGGAAUAAUUUCUGUCUGAAAUUAUUAGGCCCAGCACCUAACAAACCUUUUCUAGACUGAAAUCCAUAGCUACCUGCUGAAUUAAAUAAAGGAACAGCUUACUUUGUAGUCAAUAGGAUCAAAGGUAAAUAAUUGGGGGGCUGGGGGUGUGGCUCAGUGGAAGCACACUUGCCUAGCAUGUGUGAGGCACUGGGUUCAAUUCUCAGCACCACAUAAAAAUAAAUAAAAUAAAGGUCUAUCAACAACUAAAAAAAAUAAAAAUAAAUUAUUGGAUCAUUGCUGACUUGAAUCAGGGAGCCCUAAUGAAAGUGAUUAUGUAGAGGCUGGGGUUGUAGCUCAGUUGUGGAGCACUUGCACAUGUGAGGUACUGGGUUCCAUCCUCAGCAACACAUAAAAAUAAAUAAAUAAAAUAAAGGUAUUGUGUCCAUCUGAAACUUAAAAAAAUAUGUUUUAAAAAGUUUGGUGGGAUCUAUAAAGUCUUGACUCCUAUGUGGUAGUCCUUUAAGACCUUCCUAAUUCCUCAGUUAGACUAUUGCCACCACUACCAUCCUACCUCUUUUUUUCUUUUCCACAGUACUGGUGAUUGAACGUAGGACCUCCUGAGUGCUAAGCAAGGAUUUGACAACUGAGUAUGUUCCCAGCCCUUUUAUUUUAUUUUUUUAAUUGUGGUACUAGGGAUUGAACCCAGGGCCUUGCUCAUGCUAGGCAAGCACUCAACCACUGAACUACAUUCACAUUCUGUUUAUAAAUUUUUAUUUUUCGACAGCGUCUCACUAAGUUGCCCAGGCUAACCUCAAACUUGUUAUCCUUCUGCCUUAGCCUCCCAAGUGAUUGGGCUUAUAGGCAUGUGUUACUACACCUAGCAGAUUAUUACACUUUUUAUUUUUGUCUCAACUCUUAAAACCUAACUACCCAGAGCAGGUGUAAUUCCCGUCAACCUGAUCGAUUGUUUCUUCCUUAGGAGUAGUUAUUUAAAGCUUUCACUGAGGAGACUACCUUUUUGUCUCAACCUUACCCUGUCUCACUCUGAGGAGACAGCCUCCUGAGACAUACCAGACAAAAGAAGUUAUUUGAUCUUCAACUCCCACCCCCACCUUAGACUUAUCUCAUCUUGGAGCAGCUGAAGGAAGAUAGCUGGAACUGAGCACAACAUUUCAUGGACUUCACUGGCACAGCCCCACAGGCUCUUAGAAGGGCCCAAGAAAGGAUGAGUAGCUGUCUCUAGUCCUAGUCGUUCUACCAGCUUCUAUUACACAAUCAUUGGAGCUUUUACUCCCCCUCCUGAAAGGCCUCAGCAUGCUCAGAGAGUACUCAUACACUUACCACCACCCCACCCCUUCCCAUCUAGCCAGUUUAUUCUGACAAGCUUUCCAGGAAGCCACUAGGGGGCAGAAAGCUUGAAAAAUAGGGAACCAAUCCCCUCUGACUAAAUCUAAUGGGACCCAGCUGCUUGUAGUUGUGGAAAUAAUUACCUAUGACUGUGGAUACUUUGGGGAAGAAUCUGGUGGAGUUGGGCUUCUGUCUGUUGCAACACAAGCCAUUGACCUUCUUCCAGCUCCUGCUGACAUUCUCUUUACAUACCCUAUAUUCUCCCUUCAUAUUUUAUAUUUGUAGAACUUAAUACAUAUAGGAGGUGUACUGUGUUUAUUAAUCAUCAGAGAAGUUACUUUCUGCCUUCUUGCCACAGCGCAGACUUUGUCCUAUGUCUGCUGUCCUCUGGUGGUGAUAGUUUGAACUGUACCUACCUUCUAAUUAGUGGUCUGCUGGCAGAUAAUGCUGGAUAUUUUUUCAGUAAUCCAAAUUCAAAUUUUGAAGUAUGCAUUUAAUGGAAAAUUUUUUCAUUGCUGAAUUUUGUAUUCAUUUUUAGACAGCAUUACAUAAUACAAAGAAUAGAACCUGGUCUUUUGAGUCAGAAUUGCCUAGGUUCAUAUCACAGUUCUGCUGUUUUCUACUGACCUUGGGCAACUUACCUAAACUGAAUUUUCUUGUUUAUAGAGUGGAGAUAUAAUAAACAUCUCAGCGGGGGAAUUAGAUGAUUGUAAAAUGCAUAGCCCCAACUACCCUAGCACAUAGUAGGUGCUCAAUAAAAAGUUGUAAUUGCUUCAAUAAUGGUAAUUUGCUCAGUGUGUGAAUCCAUGUGAUUUUUGUUUCUUUCUUUGUUUUGUAGUGCUGGGGAUUGAACCCACAACCUCACAUAUGCUAGGCAAGUGCUCUACUACUAAGUUAUAUCCCCAGCUGUUUUAUUAUUAUGGUAAAAUACACAUAAAAAAUUAACCAUUGUAACUAUUUUCAGUGUCAUUUUUUUUAACUCUGAAAAAUUUUAUGUACUUUCUGACCCAUGAGUUUGAAAAAUGAGGUAAAAUCUAGUAUGGGGUAUAAGGCCUCCCUCUGCCCAGGAAGCUGUAGAUUUGAGCCCUGAAUACAUGAGUUACAGGGGAUCUUGGGCAAAGCUAAAUGGCUCUAGGUAUUUGACCUUGCUUUGAUUUCUAGCCUGAGAAAGGCUGACUGGAUCCUGCACCUUCUUCCAAGGUCAGCAAAGGGCAGAGAUUUGUAGUUAGGUAUCACUGGAUUCUCAGCUGGGCCUCCAAAUCCCCCUCCUCCUGCUCUUCAGAGAAAAUAGGAGGUGGCUAAAGAGAGGAGGAUAUGAGAUUGGUUCUCUGCUCCUCCCUUUCUUUCCCUGUUUUCCUCAUACCCACUCUCUCCCCCACAGCAGCCUUCUCCCCCACAGCGAGACUGGGAUAGGACAGAGGGGGUGGAGUUGGGGACUCAAGGCUUGGAAGCUCCAUAGUGCCCUGUAUCUGAAGGGAGCUUUGCUCUGGGGCAGCUGUGCUGGCUUAUGCUGUCCUCCUCCUGCUGCUGGCAUCCUUCAACAAGAUGCUGGGGAGAUUGGGACUUUGGGCAUUGCUUCCUACAGCUGUACAAGCACCACCAAACAGGAGGACCUGUGUGUUCUUUGAGGCCCCUGGAGUGCGGGGAAGCACAAAGACACUGGGGGAGCUGCUAGAUGCAGGACCAGGGCCUCCCAGGGUUAUUCGCUGCCUCUACAGUCACUGCUGCUUUGGGAUCUGGAACCUGACCCAAGGCCGGGCCCAGGUGGAAAUGCAAGGAUGCCGAGACAGUGAUGAGCCAGGCUGUGAAUCCCUCCACUGUGACCUGAGUCCCCGAGCCCAUCCCAGCCCUGGCUCCACUCUCUUCACCUGCUCCUGUGGCACUGACUUUUGCAAUGCCAAUUACAGCUAUCUGCCUUCUCCAGGGAACCUGGGGGUUCCUGGCCCCCAAGGUACCCAGGCUACCCCAGGCGAGUCCAACUGGAUGGCAUUGGUGCUGUUGGGGCUGCUUCUCCUCCUCCUGCUUCUACUGAGCAGCAUCAUCUUGGGUUCUUCUCUGCAACCAGCCCUGCUACAGCGAAAAGCCUACAGAGUGCAAGGUGGGCCACAGCCAGAGCCAAACUCAGGCAGGGACUGGAGUGAGGAGCUGCCGGAGCUGCCAGAGCUAUGCUUCUCCCAGGUAAUCCAAGAAGGAAGUCACGCAGUGAUGUGGGCCGGAAGGCUGCAAGGAGAGCUGGUAGCCAUCAAGGCCUUCCCUCCAAGGGCUGUGGCCCAGUUCCGAGCUGAAAGAGCAGUGUAUGAGCUGCCAGGCCUACAGCAUGACCACAUUGUCCGCUUUAUUACUGCUGGCCAGGGGGGCCCUGGCUCCUUGCCCUCUGGGCCCCUGCUGAUACUGGAAUUGCAUCCCAAGGGCUCUCUGUGCCACUACUUGACCCAGCACACCAGUGACUGGGGAAGUUCCUUGCGGAUGGCACUCUCCCUGGCCCGGGGCCUGGCAUUUCUGCAUGAGGAACGCUGGCAGGAUGGCCAGUAUAAACCAGGUAUUGCCCACCGAGAUCUGAGCAGCCAGAAUGUGCUCAUUCGGGAAGACAGGUCAUGUGCAAUUGGAGAUCUAGGCCUAGCCUUGGCGCUCCCUGGUUUCAGUGGGUCCCCUGCCUGGGCUCCUUCUCAAUCCCAAGGCCCAGCUACCAUCAUGGAGGCUGGCACCCAAAGGUACAUGGCGCCAGAACUCUUGGACAAGACUCUGGACCUCCAGGACUGGGGCACAGCUCUUCGGCGAGCAGAUGUUUACUCUCUGGCUCUACUUCUAUGGGAGAUCAUGAGCCGCUGCCCCGAUUUGAGCUCUGAUGGCAGACCAUCACCUUUCCAACUGGCCUAUGAGGCAGAACUGGGCAACACUCCCACCACCUGUGAGCUAUGGGCCUUGGUAGUAGAGGAGAGGAGGCGCCCUUAUAUCCCAUCUACCUGGAUAUCCUUUGUUACAGACCCUGGUGGACUGAGGGAGCUCUUGGAAGACUGCUGGGAUGCUGAUCCAGAAGCACGACUGACAGCUGAGUGUGUACAGCAGCGCCUGGCUGUCCUGGCCCAUCCUCAGGAGGACCACCCCUUCCAAGAGAAUUAUACACACGGCUGCCUACCUCUCUGCCCAGAAGACUGUACCUCCAUUCCUACCCCUGCCAUUCUCCCCUGUGGCCUCAGCUGAGGGCCUGUCACUUCAGUAUUCAUUAAGGCCUUGAUUCCAGGAAUCCUUAGUUUUAUCUUAGUUCUCAUGUGUAAAUGAGCAGUUUAUGUGGAAUCUAUGUUCAUGUAAACAUAAAUGUGAUCAUGUGCCUGUUUGGGCUGCCUCAUGACUACCUUUCCCACUUGCUGAAUCUGGGAUUAUUCUGUGGCAUCUGGUUCACAGCAGUUCUGACCAGUGAAUAGUGGUAGAUGUGCACAGGAAAAAGAAUAAAGUGAGUUUUCCAGAUUUUUA